AUGGAUGAUUCAAUCCUGGAAGAGAGAGAGGAGCUAAUGGUUGCACUUGUUGAUGAACAAGUAAAACCCAUUUUUAGAGUUGCUCAUUUUCUAAAACCAACUAUAUAUUCUGCUGAAAAGCUUCCAUUUUUACCUUCAAGAUCCAAGAUUUCUUGUUCUUCACUAAAGGUUCAGUUUAGGGGUGUUCUUUUAUACAUGAAUGGAUGGUAUGAAUGGGUUGAUGAGUUAAAGCCAUUAUACGAAGAUAUAUGGAAAAAAGCUGGAAUCUUUGAGGCUAUUAUAGCUUCCACAUUUGAGAUUUAUAGGCACAAUGAUUUGAUUCUUGCUUUUGCUGAGAGAUGGUGUUUGGAGACUAAUACAUUCAUUUUACCAUGGGGAGAAUCAACUAUUACUUUGGAGGAUAUGGUGGUUUUAGGUGGUUUCUCUGUUUUAGGCCAUUGUGUGUUGAAACCUGUUAAGACCAAAGAUUCAGUUGAAGUUGAAAAAACUCUUUGUGAGGCUCAUAAAGUUAUUAGAGCAAGCAAAGGGAAUAUUGUCAGUCACCAUGACUGGAUGGAAUAUUUUGCAGGAAAAGGUGACCAUUUAGAGCAUGUUGCAUUUUUGACCCUUUGGUUGUCAAGGUAUGUGCUUCCUGCUAGAUGUUACAGGAAUGUGCAACAAGCUCUUUUCCGUAUUGCAAUUUAUCUUUCUCAAGGAAUUCCAAUAGCACUUGCCCCUGCUGUUCUUGCUAGUAUUUAUAGAGAUUUAAACUUGCUUAAAAAGUUGAUCAUAUCUGAACAAAGUAGUAAUUCUAGAUGUAUUGAGGAUGAGUCGAAUCCCAUCAUUCGGGCUCCUCUUUAUUAUGUUCAGUUAUGGGCAUGGGAGAGAUUUGUGAAUUUGCAGCCUAAGCCUAGUGUUAUUUACUGUGGGGAGCCAAGAGUUGCUAGAUGGCACAAGGUGAAAAAACAAAAUUGUGUGGAUCCUAGGCAUGAAUUAGAUGAUGCAGCAGAAUGUUUCCUGUGGCGUCCUUAUGCUAUUGAUACUGUGAAGAAUUGGGACACCAGCAAAUAUUACAAGGAAAGGGAGGAAUAUGUGGUGGUUGGACCAAAGAUGGGAAGAGAGAUUUUGAUUUUCACUCGACUUAUUCGUGCUUCUGAAUUAGUUGGAAUGGAUUGUGUAGAACAGUAUAGUCCACAUAGAGUAUCAAUGCAAUUUGGAUUCGAUCAAGAUGUGCCCGGUUGUGUGAAUCAUUCUUGGAGAGACUAUGACAGACCAAUCAAAGAUGCCAACCUCUAUAUACCUUCUAGGCUCUUCGAGUCAGAUGUCAGCAGCCGAUACUUGGAGUGGUGGAAGAACCAAAAUGUUGCACCUGAGGAUGCAGCUAAAACUCAUGAAAGGAUGCCAAGAAUGUCGUGGGGACAUCACGGAAAGAUGAAUGCCUCUGUAUGUUGUGAAUUUUUGCAGAAAGGUGAUGAGGUUAGCAAAGAUGGUAGUUUUCAGGAUUGUGAAAUGAGAGCUGUAGAAUCAUCACCAGAUGAUGACAAUAUACCAAUUUCGGAAUCUUUACGCAAGAGGAAGCUCAUCAAGAAAGAGAGUACUCUACCUGGUAGUCAAGAACCCGUUGUUAGCACCCAAAGCCGAUCUUCUUCAGCUUCAAAUGAUGGAACUGCUAGAGAAAGGGAGACUAUAUUGGAAUCAAAACCAUUAAACCAGAAGCUUGAGACUUCAAAAGGAAAAUCAGAGGAAUUAGAUGAACAUGAGGCACAUGUAGUUAAAGAAAUGGUCCCACUAGAGAGCAAGGACAAGAAUGACAAAGAUGUCUCUAAGCUCAACUUGCCUGAUAAUUUAGAACUUGCAAGUAAGAGUCAAGAUGCAAGCGGUAGAUAUGCAGAAUUUUCGAGCAAAACUUCUGUGGAAGCACCUAAGACUGCAAAAGGCAGGACCAACAUAACUGAAGGAAAUAUGGAGACGGGAAACACUAACAACCAUGAGAAUGUGAGCAGUAGAUAUGAAAUGACUGAUAUUCUGAAACUUGAGAUGAGGAUUAGAAACCUUGAAAACAUUAAUGCUGGAAAGGGAGUGGCUGUUGUGAAUGCAAAGUCAAGAUUACAGAUAACUUCGCCUAUGCUAAUUUUUUCGCUCUCCCCUGGAGUUCAUCUAGCACUGUUAGGGGAUAUUGCAAGACAGCCAUGCACAGUCAAAAUUGCAGAUAACUUUGGCUACGCUAAAUUUUCAGCCCUUCCUGGAGUUCAUCUGGCACAGUUUAUUCCAUCUGAAGUUCAAUCUACAACAUUACUGCUUCCAAUUCUACGAUCAUGA
Messenger RNA from Lycium ferocissimum, 2298 nucleotides. RefSeq lists its product as uncharacterized. NCBI's taxonomy places the organism in Eukaryota, Viridiplantae, Streptophyta, Magnoliopsida, Solanales, Solanaceae. Gene Ontology annotation, biological process: meristem maintenance; meristem development. The transcript has 4 exons. The record is from RefSeq and is a predicted model, not a curated record. Bases 1 to 2298 code for a protein of 765 amino acids.